Molecule: messenger RNA, 591 nt
Organism: Henningerozyma blattae CBS 6284
Lineage: Eukaryota; Fungi; Ascomycota; Saccharomycetes; Saccharomycetales; Saccharomycetaceae
Exons: 1
Coding region: 1-591 (196 amino acids)
Source: RefSeq, a predicted model, not a curated record
AUGACCCACGAGCUUCUUGUUUUUGGCCUUCCUAUUUUGUCCACUUUUGUUUUUUUGGCCACUUUGUUUUUUUUGACCUUCUUGUUUUCUUUUUUUGGCCUUCUUGCUUUUGGCUGUUUUUGUCCUUUUACUUUUUGGCCUUUGUACUUUAGCCUCUUGUCCCUGUCCCUUGGGUCUAGACUGUGCCUGUCACUGGAGAUUGACCCCUCUGUCCUGCAGCAUUUGUCUGCGGUUGUCCCUGCUUGCAAAGCCUCUCUAUCUAGUUUUGACCCUCGUCUGAUUUUGACCCUUCCGCUUAUCUUGGUCCUUUUUGACCCUCUUUUGACCCAGCGCCAACGCCCUGCGCAGAAACACCCGCAGUACAUCCGGACUCCGUUUCUUCUUCGCGACGGUUACCGUUUUCCACCAUGUUUUAAUAUGGGCCAAUUCUUCCUUGGUUAUCACCAGCUUACAAUUUGGACCCCCAUUGUCCAUCAACAUCAGUUCAUCAAAUAUCAUUCAUCCAUCAACUGGACUUUGUCCAAUGCCUGCUUCCCGACUCCCUACGCCGAGUUCUGUGGUCCAUCGUCGUCGUCUUUCCUUUUUUCCUAG